AUGAACAUGCGAUUUUCGAAAUCAUUCCCUAUAUUCAUUCUCCUGUUAGAAUAUUUCCUGAUAUACACAAGAGGAAAAGUACACGAUUCAAAUACUUCCACUUCGAAUCGUUUGAACAAAUGGAAUUUUCGAAAGAGGGAUCUAAAGCGAAGAUUCCCUUUUACAUCCUAUCCCAAUGAUGAGAUAAAAACAUUUAAAAGAAAAAGAACACCUGAUAGGAAGAAAUUAUCUAAGAAAAAAGCAUACUGUUUUUUUACGAGUAUCAAAGGGGUUGAAAAAAUAAAGAGGGAAGAAAAAAAUCAUAAAAAUUUUUAUCGCAGCUUCCGUUGUAAAGAUUAUGAUGCAAAGGACAUUGUUAUUUUAGAAGGUCUAGAAGCGGUGAGGAAGAGACCAGGUAUGUAUAUCGGAAAUACAGAUGUGAAAGGGUUACAUCAAAUAUUAUUUGAAAUUAUUGACAAUUCAGUGGACGAAUAUAACAAUUUUGAGUGUAAUGAAAUUAAAAUUGUUAUACACCGCGACGAAAGUGUAACAAUAGAAGAUAACGGGAGAGGUAUACCAUGUGAUAUUCAUGAGAAAACUAAAAAGUCUGCCCUCGAAACGGUUUUGACUGUUUUGCACUCAGGUGCUAAGUUUCAUGAUGACGAAAUUUCUGAAGAGUUAUCGGGAAAGAAGGAUAUAGUGCCCGUAGAUGCAGUUGCAAGUGUAGGUGCAGAGGAGAAAAGCAAUGGCAGACGUGGAAUUCGCAAGGCUGGAAGAAGAGAAGAUGAAGAAAAAGAAAAAGUAGAUCAGAAGCAGGAUGGGAAGGAAAACCUUAAGGCAGGUUCAAAGGCAACAGAAAUGAGUGAAGAAAAAAGCGCCCAAAAGGAACAUUCACCAAUGUACAAAUUUUCGUCCGGGUUGCACGGAGUGGGGUUAUCUGUAGCCAAUGCCCUAAGCAGCUUCAUGAAUGUAAAAGUUUUCAGAGAUGGGAAAAUUUACAGCAUUGGAUUGGAAAAAGGAAAAGUCGUACAUCCGUUAACUGUUCAUAAUUACCAAGUAUAUAAGAGAGGAACACAAAUACAUUACAAACCGGAUAACACCAUUUUUAAAAAUACGAUCAAGCAUAACGCAGAGUUUAUAAAAAAUAGGAUACAUCAACUGGCAUAUCUAAAUGAUAGACUCGUUUUUUACUUUUGUGAUGAAAGGGUUGCAAACAGAACGUCGUAUAUAAAUUUGUCAAAAGGAAGUAAUAAGAGCGAUAGAGAUGACAAAAAAGAAAAAAUAAUGGCUGAAAAUUCUAUUAGUUCCGAGGAGAAGGAUCCAAAAUUCAAUAAACAGUAUACUGAUGAGAGAAUAGUUGAUGGAGUUAAAAAAUUAGGGGAAGAUCAAAUUAGUCACUACAAAGAUUUAUACCUAUAUAACUACGAAGUAAUAAAACAUGAAGGGGGGUUAAAUGAAUAUAUAGAUGACUUAACAAAAAAUAAAAUGAAUUUAUUCAAAGACAGUAAUAAAACCAUUAGCAUAUGCUGUCACAAUAAAAAUGUAUACAUCGAUUUAAGAAUGAAAUGGAUGCAAAACCAGUAUCAUGAAAAUAUUAUAAGUUUUGUGAAUAAUGUAUAUACAAGUGAUGGAGGAACACAUGUGGAUGCAUUAAAACAUGCAAUUAGCAGAUGUGUAAAUUUUAAUAUAAAAAAAAAUGAAACAACAAAAAAUUAUCUCAAUGUACCAGGAGAAUAUAUAAGGGAGGGAUUGACAGCCAUUUUAUCUGUCAGAAUGAACAACCCAGAAUUUGAAGGACAAACAAAAACGAAAUUAGGUUCUCAUCAUUUAAAACCAAUAUUAGAAAGUAUCGUUUUUGAGAAAUUAUCAGAAAUUUUUGAUUUCGAACCUAAUUUAUUAAACACACUUUAUUUGAAAGCAUUACAAGCAAAAGCAAGUGAUGAAGAAGCAAAAGCUGCCAGAGAUUUAAUAAGAUCAAAAAAUAAUCAGUAUUACUCUACCAUAUUGCCGGGAAAACUAGUUGAUUGCAUAAGUAAUGACACAAGUAGAAAUGAAAUUUUUAUUGUAGAAGGAGACAGUGCUGCUGGAAGUGCAAAGCAGGCUAGAAAUAGAGAAAUCCAAGCAAUACUCCCCCUUAAAGGGAAAAUUCUGAAUGUAGAAAAAAUUAAAAAUAAUAAAAGAAUUUUUGAAAACUCAGAAUUGAAAUCUUUAAUAACAGCUAUCGGUCUGAGUGUUAAUUGUGAUAAUACUAAAAUUACAAAAGGGAAUAAUAUUUUGAAUAAAAAAAAAAAGGAUAUUAAAAAAAAAUAUGAUUUAAAAAAUAUGAAAAAUGAUAAUACACAAGUUAACAAUUCCAUGAUGAAUAAGAAAAAAAAUUCGAUUUUUGACACACCCAUAAGAUAUGGAAAAAUAAUUAUUAUGACAGAUGCUGAUGUUGAUGGAGAGCAUAUACGUAUUUUACUUCUAACCUUUUUGUAUAAAUUUCAAAAAGAUAUUAUAGAAAAUGGAAAUGUGUAUGUUGCUUGUCCACCAUUAUAUAAAAUUACGUACAAUCGUUUUUUUGAUAAUUCAAUAAAGGAAAUCGUAACUAAACAAUUUAAUGUUACCACAAAAAAUUCCAAGUUCCUUAUCCAUACAUAUUCAGAUGAUGAAUUAAACGAAUUGUUGCGAUUAUUAGACCAGGAUAGAGCUUAUCACACUGAACAGAAAAAUAUAGAAUCUCAAAAAGCACCAUCUACCGAUGAAGUAAAGAGUAAAAUUAAUGACAAUGAAAAUUAUUUAUCCAUUUUAGAAAAUGCAGAAUUAGACCAACAAAAUAAAGAUAACGAAAUUUCCGAGAUAAAUCAAAAAAUACUUCAAACGGGUAAUGAAACUCAAAGUAGUUCGCUUAUCAGUAAUAAUACACUUUUUACGUUCUCCAAAAAAUAUGAAAUACAACGAUUUAAAGGCCUUGGAGAAAUGAUGGCUGACCAGUUAUGGAACACUACAAUGGAUCCAAGUGUGCGAAAAUUAAUUAGGGUUACUGUUAACGAUGCUAUACGGGCGAAUAAUUUGAUUUAUUCCCUAAUGGGGGAGGAUUCAAAAUUGCGAAAAAAUUUUAUUCUGGAAAAUUCUCCUUCAUCACAUGAUUGA
Messenger RNA from Plasmodium gonderi, 3111 nucleotides. RefSeq names its product DNA gyrase subunit B. The record is from RefSeq and is a predicted model, not a curated record. The transcript has a single exon. Gene Ontology annotation, molecular function: ATP binding; DNA binding; DNA topoisomerase type II (double strand cut, ATP-hydrolyzing) activity. The coding region runs from base 1 to 3111 and encodes 1036 amino acids. Lineage: Eukaryota; Apicomplexa; Aconoidasida; Haemosporida; Plasmodiidae. Gene Ontology annotation, biological process: DNA topological change.